AUGCAAUCGCUUGACCGCUGUGUUGCCACCGCGGACAGUUGUCUUGGCAGCGUGGACCGUUGUAUUUCAAUCACAGACAGUCGUAUUGCCAAGCUGAACAGUGGAAGUCUUGGAAUUUCCAGCGAUGCACGCCUUUACGGUCCUAAAAAUCAAUGGGAGAAAACCAAAGAGUUUCCAAAACCUGGUACUUUUAAUCUUCCUGUAGAUCAGGCAAGGAACAUGUAUCAAUACAAAAAGGAAAAAAAUGUGUGGGAAUCUUCCCGUAAGUGUUUUUAAAUUCAUCCCCUGGAAAAAAUAUCCGAACCGAAAUCUUUUGGAAUAUUAGGAGGAAAAGAAAAGUUCAAAGGGCUGCCGGCUCUUGAUGUUCCAGGUGUAGAACCAUGUUUUGAUCAAUCCAAUAACCCAUUAAUCAAAUCAGAAACUACGCUAAGAUCAAAUGAUACCAAUCUCGAAUCUGACUCUCCAGCAGUUGUUAAGGACGAAGAAGGAAACAAAGACCAUCCAGCAGAAUCCCUUGCUCAGCAAAAGGAGAGGUUGAUUAUCAAAAUCGCUGAACUUCGGGUUAAGGCGAAGGGCCAAAUACUUGCUGCCGGGUUCCAACGUCAAAAGUUGGAACGAAAAGCUGGUACCGAAUAUCAGAGAUUGUGGAAGAUCGCUUUUAAAGAGGAUGCUAAGUCGAAGCUGGAUGCUAGAAAGUUGAGCGCCAAGGCUAAAAGACUCCAAGGAGUAGUAAAAGGCCUGGAAUCUUUGGAGCGGGAGAGAGAAAAGGCCAAAAAGGAAUUUCUUGAGGCAAAGAGAAAGUGCGAGAGGCUUGAGCAGGUGGCCAAACGUCUGCGAAAAGAAUGA
Sclerotinia trifoliorum is the source of this 846-nucleotide messenger RNA. NCBI's taxonomy places the organism in Eukaryota, Fungi, Ascomycota, Leotiomycetes, Helotiales, Sclerotiniaceae. The record is from the annotation of a GenBank genome assembly.